CCGCUGCUGCGCACGCCGACGCUGGUGCUGGGCGACUUCCUGGCGCGGGCGCUGACGCGGGCGUCCGGGGGCGGCAGGUUCCGCAUCCUCGAGGUGGGCGCCGGCACGGGCGGCACCACGCGCCACAUUGUCGGCCGGCUGCGCAGCCUGGGCAUCCCGUUCGAGUACACCUUCUCGGACCUGUCCGCGUCGCUGGUGGGCGCGGCCCGGCGGCAGUUCAGGGACCGGGGGGCCGACAACGGGACCAUGGUCUUCCGCGUGCUGGACGUCGAGCAGCCGCCGGCGCCCGAGGACACGGCGGCGUACCACGUCGUGCUGGCCACCAACUGCAUCCACGCGACGCGCAACCUGGCCGUGUCGCUGCGGAACCUGCGGCGCAUGCUGCGCGACGACGGCGCGCUGGCGCUGAUCGAGAUCACGCAGAACAUGUUCUGGCUCGACGUGGUCGUCGGACUGCUGGAGGGCUGGUGGCUCUUCGAGGACGGCCGCGAGCACGCGCUGGUCGACGAGAGGCACUGGGCGCGCGUCAUGAAGGCCGCCGGCUUCGCGGCCGUCGAGUGGAGCGACGGCGAGUCGCCCGAGUCCAAGACGGUCAGGGUCAUUGGCGCGUUUCCGACCGCCGCGGAAGCGACGAGCAACAGCAGCGACGCAGUGACCACGUCCACCCAUGGUGGCGGCAUGGUGGUUGGCAGCACCUCACGGACGGAGAAACCUACGAGCAGCGACAAGGCCGUGGUGGAGACGGUCGUGUACACGACGGUGGGCGGCCAGGACAUCCACGCCGAUGUGUACUGGCCCGUGGGCCCC
This is a messenger RNA of Thermothielavioides terrestris NRRL 8126, 807 nucleotides long. RefSeq lists its product as uncharacterized. The transcript has a single exon. The annotation marks the transcript as partial. The record is from RefSeq and is a predicted model, not a curated record. Lineage: Eukaryota; Fungi; Ascomycota; Sordariomycetes; Sordariales; Chaetomiaceae.